Molecule: messenger RNA, 933 nt
Organism: Phodopus roborovskii (desert hamster)
Lineage: Eukaryota; Metazoa; Chordata; Mammalia; Rodentia; Cricetidae
Product: olfactory receptor 10-like
Biological process (GO): G protein-coupled receptor signaling pathway
Cellular component (GO): membrane
Molecular function (GO): olfactory receptor activity; G protein-coupled receptor activity
Source: RefSeq, a predicted model, not a curated record
AUGGGCAGCUUCAAUACCACUUUGGAAGGUGGCUUCAUUUUGAUGGGCUUUUCAGAUUGGCCUCAGUUGGAACAUGUCUUUUUUAUCUUUAUUUCAAUUUUCUACUUCCUUACCAUCUUUGGCAACUCCACCAUCAUCACAGUCUCACAAAUGGAUUGUCGACCAAAGCCAAUGUACUUCUUCCUCAAUAACCUCUCUUUCCUGGACCUCUGCUACACCACCAGCACUGUGCCUCAACUUCUUGUCAAUAUUUCUGGAAAUGACAAGACCAUAAGCUAUGCUGGGUGUAUGACCCAGUUCUUCACAGUGCUCUUGCUGGGUGGAACUGAGUGUGUGCUCCUUGUGGUGAUGGCUUUUGACCGUUAUACUGCUGUGUGCCGUCCACUACACUACACUAGCAUUAUGCACCCCUUUCUCUGCCAGGCAUUGGCCAUCUCCUCCUGGGUGGGAGGUCUUGUGAACUCCCUGACUCAGACCGUCCUCAUCAUGACCAUACCUCUCUGUGGCCGUCACCUGAACCACUUCUUCUGUGAUAUGCUUGCUCUCCUGAAGCUGGCUUGUGAGGACACAGAGAUGAUAGAAGACAACCUGUUUGUGGCUGGAGCCAUGAUUUUGGUCUGUCCUGUAGCACUAAUUCUAGGGACAUAUGUACAUAUUACUCAUGCAGUGAUGAAGAUCAAGUCAAUGGCUGGGCGCAGGAAGGCUCUGGGGACAUGUGGGUCCCACCUCAUGGUGGUUUUCCUUUUUUAUGGCUCAGCCAUGUAUACUUAUCUCCAACCUGUCCAGGAGUAUUCUGAGAGUGAAGGGAAGUUUGUUGCCCUCUUUUAUACUAUAGUUACUCCUAUGUUGAACCCUCUGAUUUAUACCCUGAGAAAUAAGGAUGUGAAGGGGGCUCUAUGCAAGGUACUAGGGAGAGGCACAGACACAUGGUAG